AUGGAUACCGGGAACGUUCUUAAGAAGGAACAAUUAAUAAAACUACUCGAAGAAAUGCCUUCUGGCUAUAUUAAACCCACAUUUCCACCCUCGCCACAGCCACCCGCCUAUAAAAAGAUGGGAGUGCUUAUUGACAUUGCGGAAAUUGUGGAUGCGUCGUUCAAACCCAGCAAACCUAGCAAUAACAAUUAUAGCACUAGUAAAUCUUACAUUUGCUCAGAAUGUAAAAGAAUCUUGCCCACCGCUCAUUUAUUGGACUUACAUAUUACUGAACAGCAUGAUUUCUAUUUUGCCGCCAGCGUGGAGCGGGGCAACAGGCCCAUGUAUUCGUGUUACCUGGAGGAAUGCACGCUGAAAUUCACAACAGUCAAGGAGCGAAAGGAUCAUUGCAUUACAGAGCACAAGUUCCCGGCCAACUAUAGAUUCGACCAAGGAAAAGGUAAAGGAAAAAGAAAGGGCAAGGCAUCCACUUCCGAUCUUUCUAUGGAUACUGAUGAGAUUGCAACGGCUUGUCAUACCAUCAAAGCCUUCACUUUUGGCCAUCAUAAUCAGCGAGCAUUCAACACACGUCCCCCAAAGAGCAACGGAAAAGGCCUUGAAGAUGUCCAGGACAUUAAAGAGGCUCUCGAUGAUAUCAUGGAUUAA
Drosophila willistoni is the source of this 645-nucleotide messenger RNA. Its product is annotated as protein lethal(2)k10201. The transcript has a single exon. The record is from RefSeq and is a predicted model, not a curated record. NCBI's taxonomy places the organism in Eukaryota, Metazoa, Arthropoda, Insecta, Diptera, Drosophilidae. The coding region runs from base 1 to 645 and encodes 214 amino acids.